UCUCUCUCUGCAGGAUUGCCGGGGACACAAGCAGAUCUGGAUAAGAGGCGGCAAGUGUAUGGAAAAAACUUCAUACCUCCAAAGAAGCCAAAAACUUUCUUACAGCUAGUAUGGGAAGCACUACAAGAUGUAACUCUGAUCAUCCUGGAAAUAGCAGCCAUUAUUUCACUUGGUCUGUCCUUCUACCGACCGCCUGGAGGGGAAACCGAAGGUUGUGGUGGAGCGGCAGCUGGGGCUGAAGAUGAGGGUGAAGCAGAGGCAGGUUGGAUUGAGGGUGCUGCUAUCCUCUUAUCUGUGGUGUGUGUUGUAUUAGUCACUGCCUUCAAUGACUGGAGCAAAGAGAAACAAUUCCGAGGUCUCCAGAGCCGCAUUGAACAGGAGCAGAAGUUUUCUGUGGUCCGUGGUGGUCAAGUCAUUCAGAUCCCAGUGGCUGAACUUGUGGUUGGGGACAUAGCACAGGUUAAGUAUGGUGACCUUCUUCCAACGGAUGGAGUGUUCAUACAGGGAAAUGACCUGAAAAUUGAUGAAAGUUCCUUAACGGGAGAGUCUGAUCAGGUCCGCAAAUCUGUAGAUAAAGAUCCAAUGCUGCUGUCAGGGACUCAUGUGAUGGAAGGCUCUGGAAGAAUGCUGGUAACGGCUGUUGGUGUCAAUUCUCAAACUGGAAUCAUUUUCACCUUGUUGGGGGCAAGCGAAGCUGAGGAUGAAAAGAAGGACAAGAAAGGCAAAAUGCAAGAUGGGAAUGUGGACAACAUCCAGAACAAAGCCAAACAACAAGAUGGGGCAGCUGCCAUGGAAAUGCAGCCCCUGAAAAGUGCUGAGGGGGGUGAUGGAGAUGACAAGGACAAGAAGAAAGUAAAUCCACACAAGAAGGAAAAGUCAGUCCUACAGGGCAAGCUGACCAAACUGGCAGUGCAGAUAGGAAAAGCAGGCUUGGUGAUGUCGGCCAUCACAGUGAUCAUCCUGGUCCUUUAUUUUGCUAUUGAUUCCUUCGUUGUCCAGAAAAGGCAAUGGUUGCCCGAGUGCACUCCCAUUUACAUCCAGUACUUUGUGAAAUUCUUCAUCAUCGGUGUCACUGUGCUAGUUGUAGCUGUCCCUGAGGGCCUCCCCCUGGCUGUAACCAUUUCUCUGGCAUAUUCUGUUAAAAAAAUGAUGAAAGACAACAAUUUAGUACGACAUUUAGAUGCCUGUGAGACUAUGGGCAACGCCACGGCAAUUUGCUCCGAUAAAACUGGAACCUUGACAACCAAUCGAAUGACUGUGGUUCAGGCCUACGUUGGAGAUGUCCACUACAAGGAGAUCCCAGACCCCGAUGGUCUUCCAGCCAAAACUUUAGAUGUUCUAGUGAAUGCCAUUGCCAUCAACAGUGCAUACACAUCCAAAGUCCUGCCAGCGGAAAAGGACGGUGGUCUCCCAAGGCAAGUCGGCAAUAAAACAGAAUGCGGUUUGUUAGGAUUUGUGUUGGAUCUAAAGCGAGACUACCAGGGAGUGCGCAAUAUCAUACCGGAGGAGAAGCUGUACAAAGUGUACACCUUUAAUUCUGUCAGGAAAUCCAUGAGCACUGUCGUUAAACUGGAGGACGGAAGUUUCCGCAUGUACAGCAAAGGAGCCUCAGAGAUCAUUCUGAAAAAGUGUUCGAAAAUCCAGAAUUCAGCCGGAGAGACCAGACUUUUCAGGCCCAGAGAUCGAGAUGAGAUGGUAAAAAAGGUGAUAGAACCCAUGGCCUGCGAUGGACUCAGGACAAUCUGCAUUGCCUACCGGGAUUUUAGCCAGAGUCCAGAGCCGGACUGGGACAACGAGAAUGAUAUAGUGACGGAUCUGACAUGCAUCGCUGUUGUCGGCAUUGAAGAUCCUGUCAGGCCAGAGGUUCCUGAGGCAAUCAGAAAGUGCCAGAGGGCUGGUAUCACUGUUCGUAUGGUGACAGGAGAUAACAUUAAUACAGCACGUGCCAUUGCCAUUAAAUGUGGCAUCAUACAUCCUGGAGAAGAUUUUCUCUGCAUUGAAGGGAAAGAGUUUAACAGACGGAUCCGCAAUGAAAAGGGAGAGAUUGAACAGGAGCGGAUUGAUAAGAUAUGGCCAAAGCUGAGGGUUCUGGCUCGCUCAUCACCUACUGACAAACAUACACUGGUGAAAGGUAUCAUAGACAGCACACAGGUGGAGCAGAGGCAAGUAGUUGCAGUAACCGGAGAUGGAACAAACGAUGGCCCCGCUUUAAAGAAAGCAGAUGUUGGAUUUGCGAUGGGGAUUGCUGGCACAGAUGUUGCUAAAGAAGCCUCCGACAUCAUUCUUACUGACGACAACUUCAGCAGCAUAGUAAAGGCUGUAAUGUGGGGUCGAAAUGUGUAUGACAGCAUCUCCAAAUUCCUGCAGUUCCAGCUGACUGUCAACGUGGUGGCUGUGAUCGUGGCAUUUACCGGGGCCUGCAUCACCCAGGAUUCUCCACUGAAGGCUGUGCAGAUGUUGUGGGUAAACCUAAUUAUGGACACGUUUGCUUCUCUUGCAUUGGCAACUGAACCACCAACAGAGUCACUCUUGCUACGUAAACCCUAUGGAAGGAAUAAGCCCCUCAUAUCAAGUACAAUGAUGAAAAAUAUUUUGGGGCACGCUGUGUACCAGCUGACUCUGAUAUUCACAUUACUCUUUGCUGGAGAACAACUCUUUAAUAUCGAUAGUGGAAGGAAUGCCCCUCUGCACUCUCCUCCAUCUGAACAUUACACCAUCAUCUUCAACACUCGUUUGUCAUGAUGCAACUCUUCAAUGAAAUCAACGCACGAAAGAUCCACGGAGAGCGCAAUGUGUUUGACGGCAUAUUCAGAAAUCCUAUUUUCUGCACAAUUGUGAUCGGCACCUUUGCAAUCCAGAUAAUAAUAGUACAGUUCGGUGGAAAGCCAUUUAGCUGUGCUCCGCUACAGCUGGACCAGUGGAUGUGGUGCAUAUUUCUUGGCUUUGGAGAAUUGGUAUGGGGGCAGGUCAUCGCUAGCAUCCCGACCAAUAGGUUGAAAUUCCUGAAGGGGGCUGGCCACCUGACACAGAAGGAAGAAAUUCCAGAAGAGGAACUGAAUGAGGAUGUUGAGGAAAUAGACCACGCAGAGAGGGAGUUAAGACGAGGGCAGAUCCUCUGGUUCCGGGGACUCAACAGAAUACAAACCCAGAUCCGCGUCGUGAAGGCAUUCCGUAGCUCUCUCUAUGAAGGUUUAGAAAAACCGGAUUCUCGAACUUCCAUUCACAACUUCAUGACCCAUCCAGAGUUUAAGAUAGAAGAUUCUCAGCCUCACAUCCCUCUUAUUGAUGACACAGAUCUGGAGGAAGAUCCUGCCCUGAAACAAAACUCUAGCCAGCCCCCUUCACCCAACAAGAACAACAAUGCGGUUGACAGCGGGAUAAACCUCACUACAGAGACCAGCAAAUCAGCUACCUCUUCCAGCCCAGGGAGCCCCAUACACAGCUUGGAGACGUCCCUUUAG
Molecule: messenger RNA, 3461 nt
Organism: Staurois parvus
Lineage: Eukaryota; Metazoa; Chordata; Amphibia; Anura; Ranidae
Source: the annotation of a GenBank genome assembly